AUGCUGGCGCAGGCGGGCGUUGCGGGAGCGGCAGGCUCUGUGAGUCUUGCAGGCGGCCUCACGCUGGGCGGACUGUUCCCAGUGCACGCGCGGGGCGCUGCGGGCCGGGCGUGCGGGCCGCUGAAGAAGGAGCAGGGCAUCCACCGGCUGGAGGCCAUGCUCUACGCGCUGGACCGUGUGAACGCCGACCCAGAUCUGCUGCCUGGAGUGCGCCUGGGCGCUCGGCUGCUGGACACCUGCUCGCGGGACACCUACGCGCUGGAGCAAGCGCUGAGCUUCGUGCAGGCGCUGAUCCGCGGUCGCGGCAACGGUGCAGAGGCGACAGUGAGCUGUCCGGGCGGGGUGCCUCCGCUCCGCUCUGCGCCCCCAGAGCGCGUGGUAGCUGUUGUGGGCGCUUCUGCUAGUUCUGUGUCCAUCAUGGUUGCCAAUGUGCUGCGCCUGUUUGCGAUCCCCCAGAUCAGCUACGCCUCCACUGCCCCUGAACUCAGCGACUCUACACGUUAUGACUUCUUUUCCCGAGUGGUGCCACCUGAUUCCUACCAGGCCCAGGCCAUGGUGGACAUUGUGCGGGCAUUGGGAUGGAACUACGUGUCUACGCUGGCCUCCGAGGGCAACUAUGGUGAAAGCGGGGUUGAGGCCUUUGUGCAGAUCUCCAGGGAGACUGGGGGGCUCUGUAUUGCCCAGUCUAUCAAGAUCCCCAGGGAACCAAAGCCUGGAGAAUUCAACAAAGUGAUCCAAAGACUCAUGGAGACACCAAAUGCCCGGGGCAUCAUCAUCUUUGCCAGUGAGGAUGAUAUCAGGAGGAUCCUGGAGGCUGCACGCCAAGCCAAUCUGACUGGCCACUUCCUGUGGGUUGGCUCAGACAGCUGGGGAGCCAAGACUUCCCCCAUCCUGAACCUGGAGGAUGUGGCCACAGGGGCCAUCACUAUCCUGCCCAAAAGGGCCUCGAUCAAUGGAUUUGACCAAUACUUUAUGACCCGCUCCCUGGAGAACAAUCGCCGGAACAUCUGGUUUGCUGAGUUCUGGGAAGAGAAUUUUAACUGCAAAUUGACCAGCUCAGGUACCCAGUCAGAUGCUUUCAUCCGCAAAUGCACAGGUGAGGAACGUAUCGGCCGGGAUUCUAUGUAUGAGCAAGAGGGAAAGGUACAGUUUGUGAUAGAUGCUGUGUAUGCCAUCGCCCACGCCCUCCACAGCAUGCACCAGGCACUCUGCCCUGGGCACACAGGUCUGUGCUCAGCCAUGGAGCCCACGGAUGGGUGGACACUGCUGCAGCAUAUUCGAGCCGUUCGCUUCAAUGGAAGUGCAGGAACCCCUGUGAUGUUCAACGAGAAUGGAGAUGCACCUGGACGAUAUGACAUCUUCCAGUACAAGGCAUCCAACAGCAGUGAGGCCAAUGGUGGUUACCAGACAGUGGGCCAAUGGGCAGAGACACUCAAGUUGGAUGUGGAAGCUCUACAAUGGUUGGGAGACCCCCAACUGGUGCCUCCAUCUCUAUGCAGUCUCCCCUGUGGACCCGGUCAAAGGAAAAAGAUGGUGAAGGGCGUUCCAUGCUGUUGGCACUGUGAGGCUUGUGAUGGGUAUCAUUUCCAGGUGGAUGAGUUCACAUGUGAGACCUGUCCUGGGCACAUGAGGCCCACACACAACCACACAGGCUGCCGCCCCAUGCCAGUGGUCCGCCUGACCUGGUCCUCACCCUGGGCAGUCCCACCUCUCCUCCUGUCUGUGCUGGGCAUCAUGGCUACCACCACAGUGCUGACAACCUUUGUGCGGCACAAUAAUACACCAAUUGUCCGGGCCUCUGGCCGUGAACUCAGUUAUGUCCUGCUCACUGGUAUUUUCCUCAUCUAUGCUAUCACCUUCCUCAUGGUGGCUGAACCUGGAGUUGCUGUCUGCGCUGCCCGAAGACUAUUCCUGGGCCUGGGCACCACCCUCAGCUACUCUGCCUUGCUCACCAAGACCAACCGUAUCUACCGUAUCUUUGAGCAGGGGAAACGCUCAGUUAUGCCUCCACCUUUCAUCAGCCCCACUUCACAGCUAAUUAUCACCUUCAGCCUCACCUCUGUGCAGGUGGUGGGUGUAACAGCUUGGCUGGGGGCCCAGCCCCCCCACAGUGUGAUUGACUAUGAAGAACAGCGGACAGUGGACCCAGAGCAGGCCAGAGGGGUGCUCAAGUGUGACAUGUCAGAUCUGUCCCUUAUCGGCUGCCUGUGCUACAGCCUCCUGCUUAUGGUCACAUGCACAGUGUAUGCCAUCAAGACCCGAGAUGUGCCUGAAACCUUCAACGAAGCCAAGCCCAUUGGCUUCACCAUGUAUACCACCUGCAUUGUCUGGCUGGCUUUUGUGCCUAUCUUCUUUGGCACUGCUCAGUCAGCUGAAAAGAUCUAUAUCCAAACCACCACACUGACUGUUUCCUUGAGCCUGAGUGCAUCGGUGUCCCUUGGCAUGCUUUAUGUACCCAAAACCUACAUCAUCCUGUUCCGUCCGGCGCAGAACGUGCAGAAGAAGAAGCGGAGUGUCAAGACCCCCACAGUGGCAGCCCCAUAG
Messenger RNA from Condylura cristata (star-nosed mole), 2544 nucleotides. RefSeq names its product glutamate receptor, metabotropic 6 (gene GRM6). Bases 1 to 2544 code for a protein of 847 amino acids. Gene Ontology annotation, molecular function: adenylate cyclase inhibiting G protein-coupled glutamate receptor activity. Gene Ontology annotation, cellular component: membrane. The record is from RefSeq and is a predicted model, not a curated record. NCBI's taxonomy places the organism in Eukaryota, Metazoa, Chordata, Mammalia, Eulipotyphla, Talpidae. Gene Ontology annotation, biological process: regulation of synaptic transmission, glutamatergic; G protein-coupled glutamate receptor signaling pathway. The transcript has 10 exons.